UCACUGUGCUAGCUUAACACAACUCGCAGCAAGUGCAACGAACGAGCGCCGACGCCGGAGGAGAGAAACUAAACUCGACCCGACGAGAAAUGCAGGCCGUGAAGGAGAAGGUGAAGGACACGGUGAGCGCGGCGAAGGCGAAGGCGAAGGCGAAGGAGAAGCAGGCCAAGGCGGAGGAGCAGGCCGAGAAGGCGACGGCGCGGUCGCGCACGGAGAAGGAGCUGGCGCACGAGCGCGGCAAGGCCAAGGUGGCGGCGGCCAAGAUGGAGCUGCACCAGGAGAAGGCCGUCCACCGCGAGGAGGCCAUCGAGCACAAGCACGGCGUCCUCGGGCACGGCCACCGCCACGGGGUCGGCAGCGUCCCGGCCGCGGCCGUGCCGCCUCCGGCGUCGGCGACCGGGCCGCUGCACCCUCCGGCCAAACACUAG
Molecule: messenger RNA, 428 nt
Organism: Phragmites australis (common reed)
Lineage: Eukaryota; Viridiplantae; Streptophyta; Magnoliopsida; Poales; Poaceae
Product: late embryogenesis abundant protein 6-like
Exons: 1
Coding region: 90-428 (112 amino acids)
Biological process (GO): embryo development ending in seed dormancy
Source: RefSeq, a predicted model, not a curated record